AUGACCGACACUGAAGACCCUCUCAUUGCGGCCCUGCCGCCGGCCACCGAUUAUCUCACUUAUCUCACCAUCCUCGAAUACCAACUGACCCCCGCUCGACUACCCACCCUCCAUAAACUUCUCCAAGAUGAGACCUUGACCACCAAUAUCGGCUGGGAUUUGGUCCAGUUGCUCCUGCCCAUGCUGCCACAAUCCUCCGAAUGUCUGCAAGAUAUCGCCCGUCUGGGGAAUCCGAGAGAAGUCAUCCUGCGUGUUUCAGAUGCUUUGAUGAAACUGCAGCCGGAUGACGAAGAUGAGGAGGAAGAUAUUGGGGAUACUGGGGAAGGGAGUAGCGUGCAGGAAACACAAGAGAUGGAUGGUAGUCUUCCACGGCAUAUCUUGAAGUUCAACUGUCUCAUGGCCAUGCUAUCGGUACUCCAUCGUCGCAUCCAAACAAAGUCCCCGAGCCGCUUCAUCGCUACGUCCCUUCAGGCCGCACUGGAAGCCUAUACCCUGAUGCCAACGAACGAGACCACAAUCGCACUGCUGGAGUUCUUCAGAGACGUCGCCCCUUCGAAGAGGCCCGCGCCCCCGCCGAGAGCAGCUAGCGAAUCCAGCAUCUUGCGAGUUUCAGAGGCAUCUGCCCCCGAUCCCGAAGCUGAAGCACAGUCGACUGCGCCUUCGAGCAAUGACGAAACUAUACUUGUGAGGAAGUUCUUGCAAUUUGGUCUGAUCGAAUUGCUCAAGUCAUAUCUCUUGAGUUUCUCGAGUCCUAUGGACUCAGGCAUGUCGUGGGCCAUUAGGUUGCAAGAAAAGCUACGUCCGAACUUGUGUAUACCGGGGAGAGAGUCGCAGACAGACGUAUACACUUCUACAAAGCAUCUCAAAGAAAGAGAUUUGAUUAUGGCAAAGAUCACUGCUCUGUCUCGAGACUUUGGUUUAGAUGACAAGCAACUUCUUGCGAUUGUUUCUCAACCGUCCGAAAGCCAUCCUCCACCGCUAGACUUUGACGAACCCCCAAAGAACCCCGAAGACAUCCCGCUUGAGAGACACGGCUCGUUGUUGCUGUUGGCUGCGCGGGCCGCGGUGGCAGAGCUGUUUUCGUCAGGACAGGUCACGCCGAUUGCGGUUUUCCCUGACCUGGCUCAACUGUUCUCAAACUUUGUUGGGGGUUUCAAGACUCCAGAUGAGGUGGCAUUCGGGCAACCGCAGCCCCUUCUGGACUCCUUACUGACAUUGACGGUGUUCUCCAUGGAGAAUGCCAUUGGGGAGCCAUCCUCUGAGACGGAGUUCAACAACUUCGUUCUGGAGCUUACGGCCUGUACAGCGCGCCAAAACUACAGCACACUCCGACAGAUACCAUCCACCAUCAUCCACAGCCAUCCAUCCGAAGUGACUCGCUUCAAAUUGAUCCGAAAGGUCCUAGAGGACGAUACCUUACUAACCGCCAAAGACAGCGCUAUCGGAUGGCUCAAAGACGAAAUCUUGGCCACCACAGAGCAAACUCCUGAGUCCAGCAUCUUCCAGGACUCACACUACUUCUCCGUCCUCUUCCCCCUUCUCUUCAACUCCACUCAUCUCUUCCUCGACGUCUCCUCCGAAAUUGUCGCCUCCUGGAUCAAAUUCUCCCAAACGCUCACGCCAUCCAUCCACGCCGCCCUAGGCCUUUACUACGUCAUCGUCUCCUCCCCGAAACUCCGCGAACGCCUCCAACUCGAAAAGACAUAUCUCUCCUUCCGCAAUCGAUUCCUGGAACCCCUCAAAUCCCUCUGCCAUGCCUUCGAGGCCGAUUUGAUGGACCACGGCGGCGAGGGACGCAUUCAAUCUGCUGUAGGCGAGGAUAUGGUUGAGGUUGGGAUGGCACGCUCUGUGGGAGUUGUCUCGCAUACACUGGAGCAAGUUGAGGAUACCGUCGGGGAUGCGUUUGUGCUUUCUGAUAAGGAGUUGCAGGAGCCGAAUGCGGAUGAUAUUGCGAGGGUUGAUGCUAUCCAGAAGGAAACUGCACCAUAA
Aspergillus chevalieri is the source of this 1989-nucleotide messenger RNA. RefSeq lists its product as uncharacterized. Gene Ontology annotation, biological process: cellular response to oxidative stress. The transcript is spliced from 2 exons. NCBI's taxonomy places the organism in Eukaryota, Fungi, Ascomycota, Eurotiomycetes, Eurotiales, Aspergillaceae. The record is from RefSeq and is a predicted model, not a curated record. Bases 1 to 1989 code for a protein of 662 amino acids. Gene Ontology annotation, cellular component: cytoplasm.